Messenger RNA from Acipenser ruthenus (sterlet), 4060 nucleotides. Its product is annotated as transmembrane protein 42-like. The transcript has 3 exons. The record is from RefSeq and is a predicted model, not a curated record. The coding region runs from base 389 to 859 and encodes 156 amino acids. NCBI's taxonomy places the organism in Eukaryota, Metazoa, Chordata, Actinopteri, Acipenseriformes, Acipenseridae.
ACAGAAAUCGGCCUAACACCUGUUCAUGAUACACAUUUUAUGUCCGUGGCGUUAUACUGAUGUUUCAGAGAAUCGCAAAAGCGAUGACCGACGAUUGCAGUGACAGACUUUGUUGGAAAAUUGCAAACCCCAAUUACCUUAAAUGAGUCAGAUAUAGUCACUGGGGAAUGGUCACAUAUCUGUUCAGGACAAUACACACUAGACUAGCCUACAUCUCCCAGAAUCCAAGAGUCGAGACUCUGCUUGUCCAGACCGUUCUGAUUGGUUAACGAUUUGACAGUCCUAGUCUUUUAUGUGUCUGGGUUACAAAUGUAUGGAGAGGGAAACAUGUAACGAAGAAGCAUUUGUUUUAAUUUUUACACGUUAACAUCUGUAAAUACCGUUGAAGAUGUUCCCCGGUGUCUUUUACGCGUUGCUGGCAGGGUUUCUUGGAGCCGUCGCUUCCUCGUCAGCCAAACUGUCCCUCGGAUCUGACUACCUGAAAGGGGUCUGUGAAAAUGGGCUCAAAUCAUGGGCAUCGGAUGAAAGACAUUUUAGGCAAGCCGACGAUACUACAGUUUGCGACUGGCUGCACAUACCACUCAGGCUGCUGUGUGGGGGAUUGCUGUUCACCUGCAAUGCUGUGAUGUGGACUUGCUUCGCUAAAGCACUCAGGUAUUCCUCCUCUUCAGCAAGAGCCACUGUGACCACUACAGCUUCCAACUUCAUAUCUUCCGCUUUCCUGGGGAAGUUGAUUUUUGGAGAAGCCCACGUAAUGCUGUGGUGGGUGGGCAUCUCUCUCACUCUCUCGGGACUCCUUGUGCUGCACACUGCUGCGCCACACGCUGGCGAACGAGCUGUCGUCAAGAAAGAGCAUUAAAACCCAACAGGACCAGGCCCCCUGAUGGAAACCAAAACAGACCCCAGCAAAACUGGAAACUUGGCCCACAUUGCAUCAUUGUACUUAUUCACAUCAGUCAUCUGAUGAAGGAUUUCAACCAGUUACGGUUGACAAUGAAUUUGUCUGCCAUGUUUUCCACCCAUAGGGUAAUUCAAACACUGUGAGGCAGGUUCAGUCUUGCAUUUCUUAGAAAAAAUAUUUUCAUAGACUGUUCAGUUGCUGUAGUUCUGUUAGAUUUUGUAAGGCCAUAUUUGAUUCAUAUGAAACUAAAGCCUGAUUUCCACAGGACUAAAAAUCACCACAUAAACAGGUGGUUUUGGAAUUUUUACCAACAUCAGUGAAAUUUAGUCCUGUGCGAACCGUCCAUUUCUUUUUAUCCCAGAUAAUUUUCUCAGAGGUCCUCUGAUUAUUUUACAGGAUAUCGGGAUCUUCUGUAAUAUUUCAAACUCAGGCAUCCUGUCUUUACUCCCCUGCAAAUCGACCAUGUGAGGGUAUUCACCUCAAAGCAAUACCAGCCUUGGCAAUAAACCAUAAUAUAAUAUUACAAUUAGUACAAUCUGUCCUAAGAUUCAGUAAAACAACGACUGGGCAUAACCAAAUUGGGGACCAGCGAAAAUGCAAAACGUAAUUGGCAAAAAAUAAAAACCAAAUGCUUUUAAUGGUGCAUCUGAAAAUAAUACAUGUCACUCAGAUGACAAAAUUAUUCUAGCCUUUGGAAAAGAAGGUUCUGUACAAUGAAAUUAGUUAUUUAAACAUGGUUCAUUUGUUUACAAAUCAUGCACAAAAGCGCCUUCUCUGGCCAUAACAUGUCAUUUCAUUUUGAAUUUACCGACUUUCCUUGAUGAAAACUAAUCCACGUCUGGGAGGUUACUAGACGUCCUCUGCUUUUGACCAACUCUGUGGACACCUGGUUUUUAGUCCCGUGUGAAUCAUGCUUUAGUUUGGUUUUAUUUAACAGGUAUAAUAGGUUCAUGCCUUAAAUUUAUUGCAUUAAACCUAACCUGGGUGUCAAAUACAGCCCAAUGAACAAUCUUCUAUCCACAGGCUCAACUUUUCUGAUAUUAAUAUCAAAAUUCAUACGUCAUUAAAAGGGAAAGAAAUACAGAGUGAGUUUGCUGAAUGCAGGCUACUAAAUGGUUUGCUUUUUAUCAGUUAGUUUACACUGGUUUUGGAUUGUCUAAAUCAAAUGCGUCCUUCAUGGUUUUUUUUACGUUGCCAUUUUUACAGUACAGCAGGGUUCUUGGUAAAAUUGGUAAAAGAAUGUAGCAGAGGCUUAAAGUCAAUCAUGGUGCCGGCUUCCCCUCACAUUUCGAUAGCGCACCUCAAUCCUGACCUGGACACCCAACGUAAUUCACUACUGGGAUUCUCUCAAACAGAGACUGACAAUUCGGCCAGACUGUGUCCGAUUGUGUGGUGGUAUUGUGAAGGAGGCUUUUGCCCAGUGGGGACUCGAUUUGAGACUCCCUUUCGCUUAAUGAGAUUGAGUCUUUCGCAGUGUCACUGUACAGCCUGUGUGUACUUAGACAUGCAUGGCUUAAUCUUUGAGACAUUUGAGACCUUAGGCUGCUGCCCCACUUACCUUUCCCAAUCUGUUCUGUACACCGCAGGCCUGCAGUGUAAGGCUAUCAAACCUGGUAGAGCUACAGCAAGCUAAAGUUGAAGUUGUUUUAUACUUCAUAUUUAUGACAGAGAACGCAAAAGUAGAUUUUUAAUGUAGUACUUCUAUAGUCUUUCUUAGAAUUUUGAGUUUUAACUUGAGGUUCUAAAAUUGUUGGACAUGUGUGAUUCAUUUUGUUUGUUUGUAUAGAGCAAGUCCUGUUCAGCAUGAAAUGUAGCACUUUGAUUUAAUACGUUACCAAGUUAAGUUACCUCCAGAAAUGUAUCAUCAGCCUAAACCAAACAUGUCCAAUUCCGAUUCUAAUACAUGUUGUUAAAGUUCUUAAGUUGGUAUUGGUUAUGCAAUAUUAGAAACAUCAGAACUUUCAUCUACCAAUCAAUAACCUCCAUUAGUUUCAGAUAACCUCUCAUUCAUAUUACCAACCAAAUGCAAUUUUCUGAAAUCUGAAAUAUUUUUGGGUUAUCACAUUUUUCCUCCCAUAUCUUUUUUUAAUGGUAAUAUAAAGAAAAUAUGCGAAUCAGUAACUUGUAUGUUUAAAUGUUAAAAUAGCAAUACAUGCACUGUUUACAGGUUUUUAAUCACAAUAAAACCCUAUGGCUCAGGCACUUCUUUGAACUUCCAGACUUCUAGAUCAGCUACCAGACUGUAAUACCUUAAUACUAAAAAAAAGUCAGAGUGGAGCAGUGCAAUUCGAGUGAUUUGAUUACUGAAUUCAAAAUGUGAAAUCAGCGUGAAGUGCAAGAUUGCAUUUGUUCCUCAAGAUUAGGUGUACUAUAGUACUGUCCAAAAAAACUUUUGUUUAGUGUUGUAUUAAUUAGGAAAUAGUAUGUUUUAAAUGGGAUGUCAACUACAGUUCUGUAAUUCAAGAAGGCAAAUAUCUUUGCUCAUAUCUUCUCCAAUAUAUAGUUGACAGAUCUUUUACACAAAGGGUGUUUUUUUCCCACUAAAAAUGCAAGAGUAACAACCAUGAUCUAAAACUCAACAAAUAUCCAAAUUAUUUAUGUAAUCAAUUCAAUAAAAAAAUAAUAUAUACAAUAUAUUAUAAAUAUUACAAUAAUAACUAAAAAUAAUUAGUAGUAGCUGACAUGGAAAAAUAUGUGCAAUCCAUACAGUCAACUCCCCUUACAGGAUUUUCUGAAGCCUUAGGGCAUAAAGUACUUUCCUUGGGGCUGGCGAUCAAUAAGAUCACUGUUGGGUCGCACAUUAAUAUAAUGACUAACUGACGGAUUGCUUACACAAAGCAUAGGACAGUGCCAGCAACGACUCCUGUUUGUGGCACAUGCAAAGUAUUCCUGGAAGCAAUUUAAGUACUGAUCCACACUGCUGAACACCAACAAAUCCCCCUUUCUAUGCAUGGUUUGGUGUGGUUAUCAUUUAUGCUGUCAUACUUUGAGCAGAAAGUUAAAAAGUGAGAACAAAAAGCAGAACAAAACAAUACUUAAAGGAAGGGAAGGUUUCUGCACGACUUGAUUAUCUGAACUCAAAUCAUGCCAGACCCCUUCAUUUCUUACUUGAUACCUGUGUAUUAAGAUAAAUAAAGUUGAACUGCUGUACAGUGCAAA